Molecule: messenger RNA, 234 nt
Organism: Cryptosporidium muris RN66
Lineage: Eukaryota; Apicomplexa; Conoidasida; Eucoccidiorida; Cryptosporidiidae
Exons: 2
Coding region: 1-234 (77 amino acids)
Source: RefSeq, a predicted model, not a curated record
AUGAAUAGAAUUAAUAUGGAUGGAUUUCGCAAAGUAAUUAGUGAAAAUGAACAUCUCUAUUUAGACGAACCAGGCAAUAUUGAUGGUAUAAUUUCAACAUUAUCACCUGUAUCUUGGCUUCAUAUAGAUGAAGUAAGUAUAAAUAAUGGAAAAUUUCAUGAUAAAGAAGGUUUUAAUGGAUCAGAACAAAUUUUAAAGGAUUUAACAUAUGGUAAGUUUGUUAUUAAUUAUUAA